GGGUGCAUCUUACCGGUGGGGACACGCUGAUGUGUUGCUGUUUUGCUGUAACGACGUAUUUUAUAUUAGCCAGUUAAAUACACGAUCAUAUACAUAUGUAACGCCAGCUAACGGCAUUUUAGUAAAGGACAAUUACAGCAGAGCUCAAUUAAUUAAGUCUUUCCCGUCUUCUUUGAAGAUCUUAUAGUCUCCCGUUAUGGGAGAGACGCGGAGGUCAAGCGGGCGGGCUGUCAACAAUGUUCGACUGAAACCUUGCUGGUGUGGCUGUUCUAAUGUUUGACAAGCUAGCGAGCUAGUUCUGCUCAACACAUCAUUGAAACAUGCCAGGGAAAUUGAAAGCCAAAAUUGUGGCGGGCCGCCACUUGCCUGUAAUGGACAGAGCCAGUGACCUGACAGAUGCUUUUGUAGAGGUCAAGUUUGGAAACACAACUUUUAAAACGGAUGUCUAUCACAAAUCACUCAACCCACAAUGGAACUCAGAAUGGUUCAAAUUUGAGGUUGACGACGAAGACUUGCAGGACGAGCCCUUGCAAAUCACGGUGUUGGACCAUGACACGUACAGUGCCAACGAUGCCAUAGGGAAGGUUUACAUUGACAUCGACCCUCUGCUGUGCAGCGAAGCUGCCACUGUCAUCUCCGGCUGGUUCCCCAUCUACGACACCAUACACGGUAUCCGAGGGGAGAUCAAUGUCCUGGUGAAGGUCGACCUCUUCAACGAUCUGAACCGCUUCCGACAGUCCUCCUGUGGCGUGAAGUUCUUCUGCACUACGUCCAUCCCGCGCUGCUACCGGGCGGCGCUGGUCCAUGGCUUUGUGGAGGAGCUGGUCGUGAAUGAGGACCCAGAGUACCAGUGGAUUGACCGCAUCCGAACCCCGCGCGCCUCCAACGAGGCCCGGCAGAGACUCAUCUCCCUCAUGUCCGGCGAGUUGCAGAGGAAGAUAGGUCUAAAGGUGUUGGAGAUGGGUGGGAACGCGGUGGUGGGUUACCUUCAGUGUUUCGACCUGGAGGGGGAGUCGGGACUGGUGGUCCGGGCCAUUGGGACUGCCUGCACGCUGGACAAACUCAGCUCUGGAACUUCAUCCAACACCAACACUAACACACACACACACCCAAACACAGCACCAGCGUCAAACGCUUGCAACUCUCCGUCCAAAGACAGCAAAGAGCCCGUGUUCAGUGAGGACCCCCCCUCCUCCUCUGCCCCCCCCACCCCUCUCAAAGUCCUCCCCUCCUCCUCUCCUCCGCCCAUGUCUCCCUCCAAGCCAUGCAGCCGCCAGUCCUCCUCCUCAGACACUGACCUCAGUCUGACGCCCAAGACUGUGAGGACCCGGCCGGGGAUAUUCCUCAGUCCCAGCUCCCCGUCCCUCUCCUCCGAGUCCCUCCCCCUGCCUCUUAUUGGGCCAAUCGCCCACGGCCUCAGGCCUGUUUCUAGGGUCACCAGUCCGCCCCCCCUCUUCUCCGUCCAAUCAGACUCAGCCGUGAUGAGAAAGUGUGUGUCGUUCAGUGAGGAUCUGCUGCUGGCGGCCUCCGGAAUGGGGAGUGGGGGCAGCGCUGGGAAGGAGGCGGGGCCCCUGAAGACUCUGUUGAGGCAGCAGACGCAGACGGCUCUGGAGCAAAGGGGAGCCGCCUCCUCUGGUUUGUUGCUAAGUGCCGGGGAGUUCCCCUUCUUCACUCUGACCUGUUUCCCCCCCGGUUUCCUGAUCCACGCGGGGGGCGUGGUCAGCGCGCGCUCCGUCAAGCUGCUCGAUCGCAUCCACAACCCAGCCUUGGGUAACACGCGCUCAUACAAACUGCUAGACUGGAAUAGUGUCACCGCAGAUGAGCCAGAGACUCGUGAUGCGUGGUGGGAGGAGAUUCGCCAAGAGAUCAAGUCUCAUGCCAAAGCCCUGGGCUGCCAUGCUGUUGUGGGAUACAGCGAGAGCACCAGCAUCUGCGAGGAAGUCUGCAUUCUCUCAGCAUCGGGUACAGCCGCCAUCUUGAAUCCACGGUUCAUGCGCGAGGGCUGUCUGGACGUCGGUGGAAGCGACCACAGGUUGUCACGGCAACCCGCCCCUGUCAUGGGGGGGUCGGACAGGGUCGAGGGGGAAUUUAGCUCAGCCUGGCUGGGGUUUGAGGAUUCAUCCCCCACUAGCUGUGGCUUCUGUCAUAUCCCCUAUGAUGAACUCAACAUGCCCUUCCCCGCCCAGCUCACCUACUGUUACCAAUGUCGACGGCAGAAGGUUCCAGACGUGCUCUUCACAACCAUCGACCUGCCAACGGAGGCUGCUGUCAACGGGAAGGGCUGCCUCAUACAGGCUAGGCUGUGCCGUCUGAAGAAGAAGGCCCAGGGGGAGGUGAACGCCACGGCCAUCUCCAACCUGCUGCCCUUCAUGGAGUACGAGCUGCACACCCAGCUCAUGAACAAACUCAAGCUGCGCUGCAUGAACGCUCUGUUCGGCCUGCGCAUUCAGAUCAGCGUGGGAGAGAACAUGCUGCUAGGCCUGGCCUCUGCCACGGGUGUGUACCUCACAGCCCUCCCUGCCCCGGGGGGUAUCCAGAUAGCAGGCAAGGCGCCUGGAGACCUGAGCUACGAACAGCACAUCGCCACCAUCCAGAAACGCAUCAACGACACCAUCGCCAAGAACAAGGAGCUCUACCACAUCCACCCGCCGAAAUUAUUUGCGCUGGACCCUGAGGCAUUCGGCUGCAUAAACAUGGAAGUGACAGAGGAGGUGGUGGGUUCUCCUAUCCCAGAGCCCAGACAGAGGUCCCGCCUGUUCCGCUCGCAGUCCGAGAGCUCUGACGAUCUCUCUGAACUGGACCUGUCCCACGGCAAGAAGGAUGCCUUCGUGCUGGAGAUUGACGACACUGAUGCGGUGGAGGACAUCCACUCCCUCCUCACUGACGCAGCCACACCCACAGGUUUCUACAGCUGUAACACUGAGAUCAUGCCUGGGAUUCAAAACUGGACUGGCAGUCUACAGAUGUUUACGUCCGUGCGGGUCUUUAGGUUAAGCAAUGCCAAUUUGACCAACCAGGGCCUGAAUAAGACCUUCAUUGACCUGUGUGAGAACCUGCUGAAGAGUCUGUACUUCAAGCUGCGCUCCAUGGUGCCCUGCUGUCUGUGCCAUCUGAACUUCACUGUAGCUGUGCCAGAGGAGGAUCUCAUACAGGUUGCGGUGACGGCGGUAGCGAUGAGUUUUGAUAAGGACCAGGCUCAGGAGAGACCAGGAGUGGACAAGACCAUCACCAAGGGGAGCGCAGAGACCGAAGAGCAGUUGCAGUUCUCCUUGGAGCUGUGUGCCGAGUCAUCGGCCAGCAACCAGCCUCCAGGCCGAACCUCAGGUGUCACAGACAGCGGCAACGCCCACCCGUCGUCCAGAGCUCCCUCCGUUGAUUACGGUUCCUUUGCAGACAGAUGCAGCACCUGGCUAGAGCUGCUUAGGCUGAAAGCUCACACCAUAAGACGAGGAUCAGUUAAGACAAGUUCCUGGUUUGAUCCAAGCGGGAGUUGCUACUUCUCGUCAUCAGAGCGCUGCAGUCCUCUACCAGAGGGGCGUUCCCGCUCGCUGCGCUCCACGCGCUCAUUCGGAGGCGGGUCGGUAACCGUGGUGAAGAUGACGCCGCUGUCUUUCAUUCCCGGGACCCGCAUCGUUAAAUACCUUGGAAUCAUCAACAUGUUCUUCAUCAGAGAGACCACAUCACUACGGGAGGAGGGUGGUGUGAGCGGGUUCCUGCACUCGUUUAUUGCUGAAGUGUUUGCAAUGGUCCGGGCCCACGUAGCAGCACUGGGGGGCAAUGCAGUGGUCUCCUACAGCAUGAAGGAGUGUGUGUUCAUGGAGAACCCCAACAAGAACCAGGCUCAGUGUCUCAUCAAUGUGAGCGGCGACGCCGUCAUCUUCGUCCGAGACUCCGACCUGGAGGCCACGCCCCCUUUGAUGAGCUGUGUACAGGUCUGCAGCAGUGGGACAGACGGGACCACAUGAGACGUCUCACACACACACACACACAUACACUCUCACUCUUCAUCUAAUGUAGACAAUUUACAUUGUAAGACAUACAAUUGAGUCAGUCCAUCCAAAUAAGUGUAAUUGAUGGUUGCCUUAAACACAACUUCCAAAGAAAGAUUACAACCACAAAUGUCCACCAUAAAAACAUCACAUAUGCACACACAAACAGGAUAUGGGGUCAUCCAGAGUGGGGAUUUUAUGCGCAGUGAAAGUGUUUUGUACUGGAGGCUUUGGAAUUCUGUUGUAUUUUAAGAGCCUACUAAUGCUUUUAAGUUUAAACUACAAUAGCCAAACACUAUGUAACUAAAUCUACUCCUCUCUUUACCUUUCUGACCCAUCCAUAAAGGUCUCACUCAAAGUAUUAUGGAGAUUGUUUGCCAUCUUGUCUGUGUUAACUGUAAUGUCCACCUUCAUUCCACUGGUAAGGCAUUAGGCAGCUACAAACAAUUGUUUCUCCAUCCUCAAGCCUCAGAAGUCAGCAUUCAGCCAUGGUAAAAGGGACAGCUGGGGUCAUACUAUCCAUUAACAGUAAGUUGUAGAAUGGCAUUUAGGUUUCAAAUCAACCUAAUGUAGUCCUUUUUGAAGUGGCCAGAUUUGGACCCUUGCCAGUCUGCUGAGUGUAUUGUGCUUGUCUUGCGAUGACAUGAGCGACCAAGUACCUGCUCAGUUGUGCGAGAAGAACUCAAGUUAGGGCUGACUAUAAGUUUCAGAAAAAGGGUUUUGGGGGGGAGGGGCUGUCUGUAAAGACGAGGACUAAUCUCUAUCCAUUGUGGCGUCAUGGAGCUAACACAUUGGAAUGGGAGUCGAUGUCCGUAGAAAUACAAAUUCCUGGCCACUCAAGAUGGCCUCUUUGGGUACUAACUGGAAUGUUGCUUCUGAUUAGGUGAUGGCCUGCCAUUAAUCUCAAGAUAUGUUGCUGUCCUAUAAACACAACUAAGUCUGAUGUACAGAGAACGUUUGAAGAUAUUGUAUUCUGUUCACCUACAAGCUUAAAUUUAGGUGUUGCAAUGACUUGGAUCUAAUCUUAUAUACUACUGAACUCACUCAAUCAUGUCAUAAUGCUGGAACCCCUUUUGUAGGGUAGUUUGCCAUAAGAUUUGUGUACAGUCUAUGUGCUCUGAAAAUCAGAUUUGAGUAUUUUUGUAACAUGAAAUUAUUACUCUUUGCUUGUGCAAUUAAGCUUUGGCUCUCAUUGUGUCAGGAGUAAGUGGUACUUUGUUCUUAUUGUUUGUGAACAGUCUUUCUGUACGUAAAACUUGAAUGUACAUACUUCUUAGACAUUUCUCCAGACGUACAAUGUGUUGCUUUGUGACUAGCAGCAUGCUGACCAUUUAUAUUGCCAUAAUUCUCUCUGGUGAAAUUUGCCUGUUAAGUCUUGCUAAAUAAACUGAAGUUAAAACCAAGAAGUCAUCUGUUUUUAUGUAA
Osmerus eperlanus (European smelt) is the source of this 5414-nucleotide messenger RNA. It is a transcript of the gene c2cd5, whose product is annotated as C2 calcium dependent domain containing 5. Gene Ontology annotation, molecular function: calcium ion binding; calcium-dependent phospholipid binding. Bases 321 to 3965 code for a protein of 1214 amino acids. Gene Ontology annotation, biological process: positive regulation of protein targeting to membrane; intracellular protein transmembrane transport; positive regulation of D-glucose transmembrane transport. The transcript is spliced from 33 exons. NCBI's taxonomy places the organism in Eukaryota, Metazoa, Chordata, Actinopteri, Osmeriformes, Osmeridae. Gene Ontology annotation, cellular component: plasma membrane. The record is from RefSeq and is a predicted model, not a curated record.